AUGGCGACGGAGCGCACAAAGACCCCGCCCACAGGCGCACAGGCUAGCGCGCAGGCUGCACAGUCGAAGGAACAGAGCCAGGCGCUACAGGAUAUGCAUACAGAGGUUCUGUCGAAGACCCAUGACCCGGGGAAGGAGGUCGAAUUCCUCGGAGAGCACCUUCCCCAGCCCCCUGAGGUGACAGUCACGAGCAAACCUGGGAUGACUAUCACUAAGACUGUUUACCCGCCAUUGCCCGAUGGCCGGUUCGGGAAGACGGUGAUCCACUUGCAAUCACACCCAGAGCAGGAAGGACACCACGGAGGGUAA
Messenger RNA from Chaetomium fimeti, 309 nucleotides. RefSeq lists its product as uncharacterized. Lineage: Eukaryota; Fungi; Ascomycota; Sordariomycetes; Sordariales; Chaetomiaceae. The record is from RefSeq and is a predicted model, not a curated record. The coding region runs from base 1 to 309 and encodes 102 amino acids. The transcript is spliced from 2 exons.